UAGAAACACUAGUGCUGCUGUUAGUCUAAUACUGAUGAUUAUGGAUCGUUGUAUCGUGAAAGGUUGUUCAACUAAUUCGCUAAAUAACACGAUUAACAUUAAACCAAAUUUAUUUUUUAAGGUGCCUAAUGAUCCUGAUGUCUCAAGAAAAUGGUGUACAGCAUUAGGUCAAAUUCUUGAACCAGGAAAUAAAGUUUGUGAAAUUCAUUUCAAAGAAGAUGAUAUUUUAAAAAAUUUAUCUACAUUCACCAAACUUGAUGGUCAAAAAACUUUAACAUUCAGGAAAAGAGUCAAGUUAAAACGAGAUGCUGUACCUAUCUCACCUAUACCAAAAGAUCCUUUAGAAAUUGAACAGUCAGACCAUUGGCUAGAAGAUGAACUAGAGCACAUUUCAGAAGAUGAUGUUCAAAAUAUCGAUGAUGAUAAUAUUGAUGAAUUUAAUACAUAUUUAUCUCAAUUAAACAAUGGAGAUGGUGCAGAAGAAGACAACAAAGAUGAUGAUCAAGAUAUAGUAACAUUUAAUGAAGAAGAUGAACUGAAUAUUGAUUCUACAAUAUAUGAAGAUGAUUCUCAAAAAGUUAUACAACAGAACGUAAAAGAAAAAGUUAUGGAUAAAUAUAAAAAAAAUGGUAUUAUAAAACAAAUAAUUCAAUCAUCAGGAUUAGAUGGUAUAAACAGUCAAACCCAAAGGCUUCUUCAAAAAAGAAAGCUUGAUAUAUUUUCUCCAAAAAACAAGCUCUCUGAACUUGGUGUAAGUCCAGAUGAACAAUGUCUUACCCAAAAUAAAAUUAGAAAAAUUGUAUUUUCGUAUCGUCCUUCUAAGCCCUUUGCUUGCUUUGACGAGUUAAAAUAUAUUGUGCAGCACAGGUGUAUAAGACAGCAAUGGUGUGCUAAAGUUGAGCAAAGUAGUGUAUUCUUUUCUUAUGUAGAUUUUGAUGUAUCAAGGGUUAACUGCUGUUUAGAAGUUACUGAAAAUUUCAAAGUGAAUGCUUACACAGCUGACAAAGUUAUCGCGAUAUACGUAGCUACCACAGAUGGAAUUAAAAACAUCACUGAAAUAAUCGAAAUAAUGAAAGUGUUGGAGAAGAAAAGAUGGUGUAUUGGCCCAGGAGUACCUAACGUGAACCGGUCACCCGAUUGCAUAGGUGCGAUGCCUCCCAAAUCAAUGAGUGUUAGUUGCUUUGCAUGUGUAAAAGAAAAAUUAGAUUCUUUAUCGCACACGAGGGAGCUCGCAACCUGCAGGAUAAAAUUAGAGGAAUCUAGGCACAAAUACGAGCUGAUGAGAAAAAAGCAUCAUUACGCAAAUGUUCAGUACGAAAGAUUAAAAUCAGAAAACAAAAUAUUAGAGCUCCAAGUGGAUGAUGCGAAGAAAAUUGCUAUAAACGAGGUUCUAGAUAGGCUACCAACAUUACAGCAAUGUGUGGUACGAUAUAUAAUACAUUCGUCCUAUACGGUAAAAAGUGCGCUGCGCUACAGUGAAACAUGGCUCAACGAGUGUCAUGUCAUGCGAGCCAUAAGUUCAGCUUUGUACGAAUACAUAAGGCACAAGGAGAUCUUACCAUUGCCGUGUCUUGACACUCUAAAAAAGCACAAAUUGAGAACUAACGAACAAUCUACGAGUAACGAUUUUAAGACACAAGAUCUAGAUAUCACAGCUGCUAAUAAUUUGAAGUUACCUGAACCUGAAUUGCUAGAAUGUAUACCUGAUCCUAUAAUUGUGAUUAAGUCUGCAGAAGAUUGUGAAUUGCCAGUGAUAACUGAAUCAAUAGAUACGACUGAAACAUCAGAGAUACCCGUGUCGACUGAUAUGCCUGAAUCUACGAAUACAAAUGAAUAUGGCCUAGUAGACAUACUUCCGGAGUGUAUUAUUUCCGAAGACGUUGCAUAUGAAGUGACUGUGUCUACUGAACCAUUUGAGGAAGAAUAUUAAGUUUGACUUUUAUUUGUUAUUAAACGCUUAAUGAUAGAUUUGUAAAGUGUCAUUGUAAAUAUUUCACGCCACUUAUUACCCCUAAAGAUUAAUGCGAUAAAUAAAUUUGUUACAAAAAGUUAAAAAAUGAUUAAUGUGAUUUGGAAAAUUAGUGUUUUACAACUAGAAUCAUAAUUCUGAUUGAUCAAUUGACUUCUUAGAUACCAUCUCAUUUCUCUCGUGCUCUUCUCGCAGCUUGAACUUUUGUAUCUUGCCACUUCCAGUUUCGGGAAAAUCAUCUUGGAACGAAACGUAUCGCGCUAUUCUUAAACCAGCGAUCUUUCCUUGGCAAUAAUUUCAAAAUCAUCAUCGGUGAGAAUCGACGCACACACUGAACGUAUGAGUUGGAUGACUUGCAGAUGUUCCUCGAGAAAGUAUUCGAUAUCCUGCUCAACCAAUCAAGCGAUCAUUUCCGAUUUAGAUUUCAGGCAAAUCGUUGAAUAUAUCUUGGAUAAUAUAUUGUCUCUGCCUUGUAUAUCAUAUCCUCCAAUCAACCGAUGACGAGGCCGCAGCCAUCUUUCCUCAAAAUGUAGCGAUCACCGGUCUUGAACCAGCCAUCUUCUAUGAUGGUUUUCCGCGUAGCCCAUUACUAUGCUGUAACCUGUUAUGUGAAGUUCAGCGGGGAUGUCAAAUGGAACGAUA
Messenger RNA from Phymastichus coffea, 2611 nucleotides. RefSeq lists its product as uncharacterized. The coding region runs from base 35 to 1930 and encodes 631 amino acids. Lineage: Eukaryota; Metazoa; Arthropoda; Insecta; Hymenoptera; Eulophidae. The transcript has 9 exons. The record is from RefSeq and is a predicted model, not a curated record.